AAGAUCGCCGACUUGAAUUUACUGUUUCAAUAUAUUUAUUUAUCAAUGGGUUACGUGAAAAUCUCUGCAUAAAAUUUGCAAUAAAAAUACAAAAUAGAAGUAGAACUCAAAGAGCAAAGAAUAAAUGAAAUUGUGAAAAAGUACAACAAAUACCAGCUUACAAAGAAUAAAAAAAAGAACACAAAAGUGGAACAAAAUUAAUUUAAAUAACUUAAAAACCGAAAGUAGCAAAAAUCACUCACCUAUACGAAACGGAAUAUGUCAAGUGUUGAAACGGCAGAAGAAUUUCGAACGCGCUCCCAAAUCGAUCAGCCUUUCGAGACACAAUACAAUGGCUCCGCUGAAUUCAUACUUGUAACCGAUCAUCAAACACCAACAGAAGGGCGUAGCUUUGGCGAUUUCUGUGCGUCCAGUCUGAAGAAUGUCUUUCGCAAGAAGACACUUUACAAACGUUUGCCGAUCGUGGAAUGGCUGCCGCGAUACACACGGAGCGAUGCAAUCGGUGAUCUGAUAGCGGGCAUAACGGUCGGUUUGACGGUCAUUCCACAAGGUUUAGCCUACUCUGGCGUUGCUGGUCUGCCAACACAGUAUGGUCUUUAUGGCUCUUUUAUGGGAUGCUUUGUUUACGUUAUACUCGGUACGUGCAAGGACAGCACAGUCGGCUCGACAGCCAUUGCUUCGCUUAUGGUUUUCCAGUUCGCCAAUGGAGUGUGGCAACGCGCAGUUUUACUUACAUUUCUUACCGGCAUCAUAGAAAUUCUAAUGGCCAUCUUCCGUUUAAGUUUCAUCAUUGAGUUUGUUUCGGGUCCAGUGAGUGCCGGUUUUACGAGCGCUGUCGCAUUGAUCAUAUCUACUUCGCAGAUCAAAGAUAUCAUUGGCAUUAAAAAUGCGACUGGCACCACCUUUCUAGAGCGUUGGAUUAGCAUGAUCAAUGAUAUUGGGAGUAUACGCGUAGCCGAUACUAUUCUCGGCUGUAGUUGUGUUGCCAUUUUGAUAUUGAUGCGUUUCAUUGGACGCAUUAAGGUUGGUCCAAAAAGCGAACGCAAAUGGUACCAUACAGUAACGACUAAGUUGUUAUGGUUUGUGGGAGUAUCACGAAAUGCAACACUGGUAAUUGUGUGCGCCGCACUGAGCAUGUACCUGCAGCAACAGGGAAAAAAUUAUUUCCGGCUGACAGGUUUCAUACCACCGGGAUUGCCGGAAUUUGGUCCACCACCCUUCUCCAUUGAAGAAACACCAGCCAAUUCUACCACAGGUGAGCCAGCUGUCGAAGCUGAAUCUUUCAUGGAGAUGGUGAGUAAUAUAGGAUAUGGCCUGAUGAUCGUGCCACUCGUUGCAUUGCUGGAAAAUAUUGCCGUGUGUAAAGCCUUUGCUAAAGGAAAGCCUAUUGACGCAGCACAGGAGCUGAUCGCCAUGGGUGUUGCAAAUGUUGCCAAUUCAUUUUGUCAAGGUUACCGUGCCAACGGCGGUCUCGCCCGUUCGGCUGUAAAUAACGCCAGCGGCGUACGUACUCCACUUGCUAAUAUGUAUAUCGGUGCGGUUGUGGUCUUUGCUUUGAUAUAUUUAACGGAGUUCUUCUACUACAUUCCGAAAGCGGUUUUAGGUGCCAUUAUCAUGUCAGCCGUAAUCUUCCAACUCCAGUACCAUGUGAUCUUGCCGAUGUGGCGAAGUAAACGUAGCGAUUUGAUCCCAUGUUUUGUUGCUUUUAUUUCUUGUUUGGUUAUGCCUCUGGAGGUAGGCAUCCUUGUCGCCAUCGGCGUAAAUCUUCUAUUCAUUUUAUACCAUUCAGCACGACCGAAAGUACGCUUGGAGACGUUGGAGACUCACGAUGGCACCAAGUUUCUAAAACUUACACCAGAUCGUUGUCUCAUCUUUCCUUCCGUCGAAUUUGUACGCAAUCUUGUUUUAAAGUUCGGUAAUAAAACAACACUUCCUGUGGUGAUCGAUUGCACUUACAUCUAUGGUGCGGACUACACUGCUGCCAAGGUGAUCUCUUCCUUGAUUGAAGACUUCAAAAAUCGAAAUCAAAAACUUAUUUUCUAUAAUCUGAAACCAAAUGUUGUGCAAAUCUUUGAGGGCUUGCAAAUUAAUUUGCUAUUGUGCUACAAUACUGAUGCACUAACCUACGCGUUGAAGGAGAUGCAAAAUGGUGCGACGCCAAAAGUUGUCGAUCAUCCAUCCAGUGAUGUAGAAUCUGGAGUAGGGACUAGUACUGAGACCUUGAACUCAACAGUUAUUUCGGAUGCGCCGGGUAAUACGACCACUGAUAAUUUAUCGAGAUUGUAAAUAUUUUUGUGCUCAUAUACAUAUAUACAUAUAUAUAUGAAAUAGAUGCUAGUUUUCUUGUCAAACGUGUUCCUAUGUAUAGAAAUGUAUGUAUUGAACGAAUAAAAAUGUAGCUUUAAUAA
Messenger RNA from Anastrepha obliqua, 2408 nucleotides. Its product is annotated as sodium-independent sulfate anion transporter. Gene Ontology annotation, molecular function: sulfate transmembrane transporter activity. Gene Ontology annotation, cellular component: membrane. The record is from RefSeq and is a predicted model, not a curated record. Bases 259 to 2286 code for a protein of 675 amino acids. The transcript is spliced from 5 exons. Gene Ontology annotation, biological process: transmembrane transport. NCBI's taxonomy places the organism in Eukaryota, Metazoa, Arthropoda, Insecta, Diptera, Tephritidae.